ACCCACAAAGUGAGUUUACUUGCUGCUGGUGUACUUAGUCACAGCUUUGGUUCCUUCACUGACAGCGUGUUUGGCCAGUUCACCGGGCAAAAGCAGCCGGAUGGCGGUCUGGAUCUCGCGAGAACUGAUGGUUGAUUUCUUGUUGUAGUGGGCAAGGCGGGAAGCUUCGGUGGCAAUGCGCUCGAAGAUGUCGUUGACAAACGAGUUCAUGAUGCCCAUGGCUUUGCUGGAGAUACCAGUGUCAGGAUGAACUUGCUUCAACACCUUGUAGAUGUAGAUGGCAUAGCUUUCCUUUCUCUUUCCCCUCCUCUUCUUCUUUCCAUCAGAUGGAGCCUUAGCCUUUCCAGCUCUUUUCUCGCCUUUCUUUCCUGCAACUUUAGGUGCCAUCUCUCUUGAUAAGAAUGGAAGUGAAUGGUGUACACUUACAGAAUAUUGUAUUUAUAACAAAACCAGCAGGGGAUCAAUUAACAUACGGAUCGAAAUCUUUGAGUUUUCAUUGGUUUCUUUACCUCAAGGUCAACAAGCUUCCUGCAUACAUCAUCAUAUUUCAUAAACUACUUAAAAUUGUUUAGUGUGAUUGGUGCGUUUCGAUCCUAUUCAAAUUUUGCCGCGCGUAUAAAUUUUAAGGCUUGCGAGUAACAGUUUAUUCACUCGUACGUUCUCGUGCUAAACAUAAGUUUUACAACCAUGUCAGGUCGCGGUAAAGGAAAGGCAAAGGGCACCAAGUCCAAGAGCCGAUCAUCCCGAGCAGGGCUUCAGUUCCCUGUUGGUCGAAUCCACCGUCUUCUUCGCAAAGGCAACUAUGCUGAGCGUGUUGGCGCUGGUGCUCCAGUCUACUUGGCUGCAGUACUCGAGUAUUUGAGCGCUGAGAUCCUCGAGUUGGCGGGCAACGCUGCUCGUGACAACAAGAAGACCAGAAUCAUUCCCCGUCACCUUCAGCUUGCAGUCCGCAACGACGAAGAGUUGAACAAACUGCUCGCCGGGGUCACCAUCGCACAAGGAGGUGUUCUGCCCAACAUCCAGGCUGUUCUUCUGCCCAAGAAGACCGAGAAGAAGCCAAAAGCUUAAACAGAUCCUUCCCACGUCAAAAACAAACGGCUCUUUUAGGAGCCACCAGAUUUCAUAAAAGUCAUGAUCAACAGAGUCACUUUAUUAUUAGUAUCAGUACAGUAGGCCGUAUCAUGGGUGUUGGAAUCCUCUUCUACUCACUUCCCUAACGCUUUCGCGUCGAAAACAUAUUCGUAAAAAUUACAAAGAAAAAAAAGUAAUAUAAGAUGAAUUUAGGAAUUAAGUAUUUUUUUAACAAUCCUAUCUUUAUAUCGCUGGCGGCAAACAAGGUGCGAAGAUAAACACUCAUAAGCUAAUUAAAACUGCAAGCAAGCCACCAGACAUGACUAGUAUCGAAACGCGACUUUUUAAAAUGUAAAACAUUAUUAAUACUACUACAUGAGAAAUUUCUGUAAUUUGAUUGGUUUAGAGCAGUGGUAUUUCAACUUAAUUUGAAAUACCUACAUGUGAAAAUUACAAACCUUUUGCGGGUAGUAGUAUAAACAAAUAAUAGCAUGAUUUGUACGUGAUAUUUGGCAUAAAUACCACCCGUGAUAUUUCAAAAUUGUCUCAAAUUUCACUCGCCUAACGGCUAGUGAAAUUACGUAUAACAAUUUUGAAAUAUCACUCGUGGUAUUUAUGCCAAAUAUCACUACUAAUCAUGCUAUUACCUAUACAAAUACUGUGAGAAGGGUAUAAGGAGAGUGGACGAGCUCUAGUCAGGUGAAAAUCAGUAAUUAAUGUUAUUGUGAUAAUAAGUUAUAACAAAUCCUCAUCAAUGGCCUCCAAAUGCAAAUUUUAAAAAAAUUAGUUCACCGUUAAAAUCGCGCGAAUACUUUUACUAUAUUUCUCAAACAAACAGCUUUCCAAAUUUAUACAUUCUGAUAUGUUAGCAUAUUUUUAUCCGAGUGCAAUGCGAUUUAUACUCUCAGGUACUAGGGUAAUUCAUAGUGACACCAUUAAAUACUAGUACGAGUAAAAUUUAUUGGCAAUGACUUUUAAAGAUGUGGUGGCUCCUAAAAGAGCCGUUGGUUUGGGAGUGCAGCGUGAAGAUUUAACCGCCAAAUCCGUACAGAGUACGUCCCUGGCGUUUGAGUGCGUACACCACAUCCAUGGCGGUCACAGUCUUGCGCUUGGCGUGUUCGGUGUAGGUCACAGCAUCACGGAUCACAUUCUCAAGGAAAACUUUGAGAACACCACGAGUCUCUUCGUAGAUCAGGCCAGAGAUUCGCUUAACACCGCCACGGCGAGCAAGACGACGGAUAGCUGGCUUGGUGAUGCCUUGGAUGUUGUCACGAAGAAUCUUUCGGUGACGCUUGGCGCCUCCUUUUCCUAGGCCUUUGCCUCCUUUACCUCGACCAGACAUGUUGUUAGCUGCGUAGAAGAUUGACCAAUAAAGUGGCAAACGAAUCUCACGGCAUUUAUACCGCAAAGAAGGACCUCACUGAAAACAAGACACAAGAGAUAAUAAGAGGAGGGUCUCUAUUAGUUAGUUCGGACAAAAGAGCCACGAGGUCAAGGUAAUUAUUACCUUACUUUUGCUUCGUAAGAGAUUUGCGAACAGGUUAAAAGAGAAAAUAAUAGUCGGUAUCAGUCAAAAACCAGCCAUAAACUCUUUGACUGCUUUUACUAUGAUACUUUCUAAUUAUUUAGGGCGAAAACUUUGCAUUUACAAUUUCCAUUAAUCCAAAAUACUGGUGAGUAUCUAAGGAUCGAAACACAGCAUUACAGAUAAAUGACAAUACUUUGCUAAUAGUCUUGAUUGUCCAAUGAAAUCGCAUAGUUUUUGACCAAUCGGAAAGAAGUCCGCUAAGUAUAAAUAUAUUGUGUUCACAUUUAUUGCACAUCAUAUCCGUUAAUUUUCGGUUAGUAUUGAAGAUGGCACGUACAAAGCAAACUGCACGUAAAUCAACUGGUGGAAAAGCUCCACGAAAACAGCUCGCCACAAAGGCAGCUCGUAAGAGCGCGCCCGCCACUGGUGGAGUCAAGAAACCUCAUCGUUACAGGCCUGGUACAGUCGCUCUUCGUGAGAUCCGUCGUUACCAGAAAUCGACCGAGCUGCUCAUUCGCAAGCUGCCCUUCCAGCGUCUUGUGCGAGAAAUCGCUCAAGACUUCAAGACCGAUCUGCGUUUCCAGAGCUCUGCUGUCAUGGCUCUUCAAGAAGCUAGCGAGGCUUACCUCGUUGGUCUCUUUGAGGACACCAACUUGUGCGCCAUCCAUGCCAAGCGAGUCACCAUCAUGCCUAAGGACAUUCAGUUGGCCCGCCGAAUCCGCGGAGAGCGAGCAUAAGUAAAUUCCUUGCACUACAAAACAAACGGCUCUUUUAGGAGCCACCACAUCAAUAAAAGCAAUGACCAAAAGCAACACAUUUUGUGCUCAACCAUGCUUCAUAUUUCUUUACGUAACAUUAACAGCACACACGAGGAAACAGUAUUUUUUUUUGCUAUUACGCAAAGCUUCCCCUCAUUUUUCUAAUAUAUAAUUCCACAAAGUGGCCACCACAACGAAAGAGUGUUGAAUUUUCUUUACACUUAAAUCGAAAAAAAUCUUUGAGUUUUUAAUAGGAAACUUUAAAGUUAUUAAAGGGUUCAAGUUAAACUGAGAACAAUGAGAAGUUAAGGGUCUAAUAGGACAGUCAUGAGAGAAAAAAGAAAAGAAUCUCUUCGACCAGGAUAUUAAAGACACUUACGGGAAAAGAGUUAGAAAAAAAACUUAGGUAGAAGUUUAAGGCUUUUAUCGGUAUAAAAGGACAUUGACUUCCUGGGAAGUGACAUUUGGCUCGAAAUGUAUGCAAAUUCAGCAAUUAAAAUCAUGACAGAAAGAAAAAAUAUAUACAUAUAUAUAUAACAACGUUGUAAAAGACACAAAUUUUAAUUUGGAUAAAAGGUUAUGGAAAGCAAAGGUUACGGAAAGCUGUUAUAUAAGCUGAAAUAAUUUUUAAGUGCAGUUAAAAUUUAUGGAGGUACAUUAUCAGUUUCUAUUAUCUACAUAACAGCGCAGAGUUUAUGCAAAUCACACACCGCUCACUGGUGAUUCUUGCUCAACAAAACUAUUUCAGUUAACUUUUGAUUUUUGCUUUGAGGUGUAUUAAAAGAGAUUUUCAUUUAGCUGAUUUAGCAUCGCAUAAGAAAAGGCAGUAAAGAAACAUAACCAAAGAAAACCCUUCAGGUCGAAGAGCGUUUGUGAGAAAUAAGUUGGUGGGCGACAUUCAAGAAGCUCUGACAGCUUUGGAAAGUUUCACUCAGCCACUGUUGAAUCCACUGUCUCAAAAGCUAAUUUAAAUUUAACAUCCUCUAAAAAACGGAAAAGAAAAUGUGCCGUUCUUCAUUCGGAACUGAUGGCAAUCAUAAAAGCAGAGUGACCGUUUGUUUGAUGUUCAUCUGAGUACGGUCGUCUCGAUCUUCGAAAUGGAGGCCAAGGAGUUUGUCCUUGUUGUCUUGACAAAAGAGAAUUUAAACCAUACUAAAUGAAGCAAAUUUUGCAAAGUAAUGACAUAUGGUUGAAGUACAGGAGUUAUAUCAUCUCCUAAAUGAAUUUAAAGAGAAUGAAAGUCGCGAUUGCAAAAGAUAAAGGACUUAAAAGAUCAAAUACCUAUUAGAUUUUCUGGAGUUAAAGAAUAAAAAGCUAUUUAUCUCUACCUUCAAAUGCCUCAAUUCGCAAAUACUAUUGCCAAUCAAUUUUUUGAUAAAUUGACGCUCGGUUUUUAAACUUUAGAAGGAAUAACCUACUGUGUUACAUCACUUUAUUCGACGACAUCUUCAGUAAACUAGCACAAAAGCAUGGUGCGCCAUGUUCGAUGUCUGUGUCCUCAGUGGUCCGCAAAGAACUCAUAUACAUCACAGUGCGACCUUCGACUCUUCAGUUCUUUCGUUUCCGAAGGUAUCGUACAAACUUCUUCGUUAUGUCUCAAGCAAAGUCACCAGCUAAAAAGAAGCCAGCUGCGCCUAAAAAGCCAGCUGAGCAUCCACCAUACCUUGAUAUGAUCAAGGCUGCCAUUGUCGCUCUAAAAGAGCGAAAUGGUUCUUCUCGUCAAGCCAUCGAGAAGUACAUCAAAGCCAACUACAAGGUUGGUGAGGUCGGCCCACACUUGAAGAUGGCUCUCAAGAGAGGUGCCGCGAGUGGAAAGUUGUUACACACCAAAGGUGUUGGCGCAUCUGGCUCCUUCAAGGUCGCCAAGGAGGAAAAGAAGGAGAAGAAACCAGCGAAGCCAAAGAAGCCCGCCGCCAAGAAGGUAGCAAAGAAACCAGCGGCUAAAAAACCGACAGCAAAGAAAGCAGCGGCUAAAAAGAAGCCAGCGAAGAAGACACCAAGUAAAAAACCCAAGAAAUCCGCAGCGAAAAAGCCGGCAGCAAAGAAACCAGCGGCCAAGAAAUCUGCGAAGAAGACACCCACAAAGAAACCUGCCGCCAAAAAGUCCGCUAAGAAAUCUGCCACCAAAAAAUCUCCAGCAAAGAAGAAGUAA
Molecule: messenger RNA, 5509 nt
Organism: Porites lobata
Lineage: Eukaryota; Metazoa; Cnidaria; Anthozoa; Scleractinia; Poritidae
Source: the annotation of a GenBank genome assembly